Messenger RNA from Pipra filicauda (Wire-tailed manakin), 7205 nucleotides. It is a transcript of the gene KLHL17, whose product is annotated as kelch like family member 17. Lineage: Eukaryota; Metazoa; Chordata; Aves; Passeriformes; Pipridae. The transcript has 13 exons. Gene Ontology annotation, molecular function: protein binding. Bases 5220 to 7205 code for a protein of 661 amino acids. The record is from RefSeq and is a predicted model, not a curated record.
GGGGUUAUUCCGGGUGACGGAGGAAGCCGCAGCCGCGGGGGCCGCCCCGGCUCGAGGAGGAGCCGCCGCUGCCGCCGCGCACCUGCCCGCCCCCGGCCCGCCCCGUCUCUCCCCGCCGCGGGGCCGGCGGUAGCGGUGCGGGUGUAGCGGCGCCCCGCAGCAUCCCCCGGGCUGGGCCGUGGCUGCAGCGGAGCCGUUUGGAACAGUCGAUACCGUCUCCAGCCUCUGCACCGCGGCAUCCCCGUGGCCGAGGCCGGCAGCAUCCCUGUGCUGAGCGUGCCCUCCUUUCCCUGUCCUCUGCCAAGUCCUGGAGAGAUCCCGUUGGUAAAGGGAAAAGCCGCAGCUCUGGAGCCCGGGGAGCAGCCGCAGAGAGGGGUCUGGCCUGGCCGUGGUGUUCCUUGCCCUCGGUGGAAGCACACGGGUAUCAGUGUUUUGUUGGUGAUGGGGGAGCUGAAGGACACGGGGAGAAAUGUUGCCUCGGGUUUUCUGGAAACUUGGGAGUGGGGAAGGGGGGGAAGGAAGUAGGACACAGCUUUUUUGUGGCCUCUGCAGUGACUGUCAGGGCAGAGGGCUCUCCUUGAGCUACAACAUCGCUGCUGCUGCUGGAGCUGAUCCUGGGAGCAGCAGGCCAGGCAGGCAGCUGGUUUGGUACUGCUGGCUGAGCAAAUGCCUCCCUCUUCAGGGAGUGACAGCCCUGUGACCUCGGCUUCCCCACGGCAAGGAAGGGUGUCAGUCCCUGCUCUGUGUGUCAGUCCCUGCUCUGUGUGUCAGUCCCUGCUCUGUGUGUCAGUCCCUGCUCUGUGUGUCAGUCCCUGCUCUGUGUGUCUCUACUCUGGCCACCGACCAGGCUUUGUGCCAGGCUCAGACUGCAGAAGCAGUGGCCUUGCUUUGGUGGGGUCUCUGCACAGGGAGACAGCUAUCCUGUGGCUUCAAUGCUUGCUAUGCCAUAGCACUGUUUUGGGGGUCUCUCUGUUGCUGGAGACCACCAGGAGGGAGGUUAGUUCUGGAGUGAUUCAGCAACAUGUGGAUAUUUGGGUGCUUUUGAUCCCAGCAGUCUGGCCUUUUGCACCAGGAGAUGCUGCUCUGUUACAGGUUUGCUGUUUUGAGGCUCACUAACACUUCAGAGUCUAAUGGCCUUUUGGUUAUGGUCCCUACAGCUAAACAAACAUCUCUGUGGAAUCUCCUCCCUCUGCACCCCAAGUUUCUCUCCCAAGCCAUGAACAUCUGCUGGAAAUCCUUUAUUCAGCAUAGCAGUGAGUAAGACUCAGAGAUGUUGGAUGUAGAGAUCUGAGUUUCCUUCCUGAGCACUGACUGAUUAAUGAAUCACAGCAAAUAGCAUCUAAUUCAGAGCACACCAGGAGCUGGCAGGCAUAACAGGCACCUGCUCUCUUGGCUUGAUAGCCCAGGAUCCAAAUGGAGCUGCUCCAUAGCAUCUUGGGUAGCAGGGAUGGUCCCUGAUGCUUCCUGUCAGCUGAGGUCAGCUUGGUGGGGGUGGCAGUGGAGCGUCUUUGUUCUGCCAGAAAAGACAGUGGCCAUCUGCCCUUGCUCCCUCAGCAUCAGUCCGGGUCUCUGUAGAUGGAGUGGCGCAUGGAAAUCAAGGCAGGAGUGCUCUGAAGGCUGGAGAACUGCUGGGGAGAUGGUUCUGGGCUUGUUUUGCUGCAUUUCAGGCUCAGCAGCUUAAAAAAAUACUGAAGUCCCAGUGCUUCUGGAUUUCCUCAGGUGCUGGAGCCCUGCCUCCAAACCCUUAGGCAAGCUGGGCUUGGGAGGCUUGAGAGGCUUCAUCCUUUCUGUCUGGCCUGCUGGAACUGGCUGCAAACCUUCUCUAAAGGAUGUGACUCCUCAGGGGCAGGAAUUCGAGCUCCUUCAGCUGAAAUUCCCAGGGCCUUGGCAGGCCCCCAGUUGUACCAGCGAGCUCAAGGCCAUUAUGUCACAUGCUCCUCAUAGCUCAGUUUUCGUGUAUGUGGCCCGUGCUGUUGCCUGCCAGAAGAUGUGAGGGAAUUCUCUUGUUUUCUGGCUUGAAAACAGGCUCCCACUGCUCCACAGUGUGAAGCUGAGAGCUGGUUCAGAGGAGGAGAGGUGGAUCUGGUCUGGUACGUCCAUGCUGCCAGCCCACACUACAACAGAGGCUGGCAGGAGGCUUUGUAAACCCUCCAGGAACGUGGUGUGGGUCCUGUGGAAGGGGUGAGCUGGGGUGCAGGUGGUGACCUCCUCUGGUGACCUCCUGGUCUGGAGAGUCACUCCUGGGCAGCACUUGCCAGCGGAAUUAUUCCGUGUCUUGUCCAUCUGUAAAAGAUCUGCCUGCUUGUUUGCAGCCAGCAGAUCCAGGUGCUUUUUCCUCCUUUCCCUGCUUCUGGAGCCACGAGGCCACGCUGCCCCGUGUCAUGGAGUCAACCUUCCCUUUAGGAGCCAGGUGGUGUCUCCUGCUGGGUCUCCCCAAAUCCAUCACUGUUUUCUGACACCAGGGCACUGCUGAGCAUGAGUGACCUGCUCUGAACUACCCCACCUUCUCAAGCCACCAUCACCUCGCACAGCAGACAGGUAAAGGGCACAAUCCCUCUUUAAACAGCUGCUGGCCAAGGAUGUUGCAGAUAGAGAGGGAGCUCCUGGGCAAGUCUAGGAGCCAGGAAUAUGGAGGUGCUCGGAUACAGGCUGCCUCCAGUGACCUGAGUGCUCUCAUCUUGUGUUUACCUGUCUGAAAAACGAUCUGGGGACAGAGAUGUCCGUCACAGGGAAGGGCAGAGGGACGGCAGGAAUACCACAGUGUUGGGCAGUGCAGCUGAAGCUGGUGAUUAUCACUGCUGCCUGGAGAGGGGACUUGCUUUAUGCCUGUGUGUGGAGGUUUGGCACUGCUGGUGCCGAAAAAUAGCUCUGGAUGCGACAGUAGCUCCUCUCCCGUGCCUGCUGGGGGACACUGGGAAGGGGGAAUUAGGACACGACCCACAUUUCCAGUCCUUGAGAGAGUCAAAGGGCUCAUUUCACUUAGGCCUUGGUGUACUUUGGGCUGGACUGUAGGAGCUCCUGUGUAACCCCAGUGCAGCUGCAGAACUGCACAUUUUGCUGAGCAUCUCAAGGCAUGAAUCCGUUUCCAUUUCUUGUUCCUCCCUAACCUGGGAGUUCAGCAGUCCCAAACCUAUUCGAGUCCUGACCCUCACAGCCAAUUACUUGAAAAUGACCCAAGCCUUAGCUCAGAUGCCUCUAAAUCCCUCAACCGUGGAGUCCUGCUUGGAGCAGCAAAAUAAGGAAGGAGAAAGCUGAAUUUGAAGAUGUCUGCAGGAAGAGCUGCUGCCUGUGGGAAGUGAGGGAGAAGGCUGUGUACUCAGGUGGGCACCAAGCAGGCUGGAUGCCCUUCAUCUCUCUCAGGUAUGAGAAUGUCCCAGUGCAUUGAGGCUCCCUCCUCUCACAGCUGAAGCACUUCUGAGCGUGAGCUGGGGUGACUUGAGAGCAACUUCGAGCUGAGCUUCCAAACAAAGCUCCCCAGGAGUAUUGGGGAGCGAGGCUUUAAUUAGAAAAGACCUCCAGCCUUCUGUGUGCACCAGGGGCCGAUUGAUUACAACCCAGUGAGUUGCUGAAAGACACUGCCGAGGUCAAUGUGCUGAAUGCCCUUCUUGCCUGGAGCCAGCACUGUCUCUGUGCUGUAGAGCUGGCAACUGUGUGCAGCUUUUCCCCGUCCUCCCCACCCCCUUUGCCGAGGCUCCACAUCCUCUCUGGCAGCUUGUCACUUCUCUGCAGAUGUCUAGACAGGAGGAUUCAGUGCGUGUCAGUUAUGCCUAAUUCAUUAAAAAAAAAAAAAAAAAAACCCACACCACCAAACCCUACUGAGAGCUGGGGAUUCUCAGUCCUGCAGACUCAGCGCUGUCUGCGGUGCCCCGGUGCUGCCUUCAGGCUGGCUCAGAGCAGAUUAAUUCCAUGGAUCCGCAGGAGCAGCGAGUGCCUCGGCUCCCACCCGCAGCGGGGGGGGCUUGGGGAAGGGCUGGCAGGGCUGGCAGAGGGAACAGCAGAGAGGAGAGGAGGUGGGGAGAGGUGUUUGGGGCUGGGUGUGUGCUCCUCCUUGCUCCUCACCCCACUUGUGUGUUCUCGGCUCCGUCAGGAGCUGCCAGAGGGCUCCAAGGUGUCCAAGUCCUCAGUCUGGGCUGAAACCACCAGCUUCCCAGUUCUGGUGUCCCUCCUGAAGGCAGAGCUGGUGCCAGGAAUGACAACUCCCUUUGCCACGUUAUGUCACACUUCCCAUCGGCGUUUUCAGCCCUCACCCCUGUCCAAGGUGCAGCUGUAAAUCAGCCCUUGCAGGACCUGCAGUUCAGAGCAUCUCACUCCCUUGUCCUGAACCGGCUUCCUCUCUCUGCUUCCUUCCAGUUGCUGACUCUUCUAGACUGAACAGGCAAUGAACCUUGUAUUAAAAAGGCUGAAUGUGAGCUGCUGCACACUGUCAGUGUCUGCCUGAAUUCCCUGGAUCCAGGCAAAGCCUUACAGGGGCUGAGGAGGGACUGAACCCCAAAGCAUUGUUUCUUUUUAUCUGUGUCAGUGACACUAAUGUGACAUGUCCUGAUGGGGACAACUGCCUGGAUUUAGUGCCUGCUUUGCAUCUGAGUCCUGGGCAUAUACAACUGGAUGAUUCCCAAUCCUCUUUGCUUGUGUUUAUCAUAGGGAAGGGAGCAGGAAAGGUAGGAACACAAUAUAUUUUGUAGUAGGCAGUUCCAGGCCCUCUGAAAGAAGGAAGAAUUUGGGAUAUCCAGGCUUGGGCUGUAAGUGCACUGUAUAUCUGCUGUAGUCUGUGAAAACAGCCCUGGCAUCUGAUUAUUGAUGCAAAAAUGCUGCUAAUUGUCUGGUAGGUUAAAGCUUCUGCUUAGUGGGCUUCAGAGCCAUGGAAGGGUUCCACAAAAGGGUCAGCUCAGCCAAAUUUGGGGUCUCCACAAAGCCAUAAGGAAGGUGAAAUGUGCAGUGAGCUCAGCUGCAUCUCUGGAUGCUGGCACGAGCUCUGUUAAUGGUCUUACAGCACAACAGCCUCUGUUGUUACUGCCAGCUCAGCUGUUUGUGUCCCUUGGCUGUGGAAGGGAAGGAAGAGUCUGCAGGAACACAGGAGCACAUCGUGUCUUCCCAGCCCUGCUCCCAGGAGGGAAGUUGUGCCCACCCCCACAGCUGGGCAGGGCUUUGCCUGUGCCCCCUUGGGCUGCCCCAGUCUGCUCCUGCCUUGAGUGGUGUUGCACGUUUCAGUUCUUUGGGGAAUGCUGGACUGGAAAAUGGGCUGUGAAUCCUCUCAGAGGAGGUUAAAAAGGAGAAUUCUGAUUUCUGGUGCAGGGGAGAUGGAGAUGCACUUGGAAGGAGUGAUUCCCGCUUGUGACUCCACUGUGGUCCCCUCCUUCCCCAGGGAUCCGUGCUGUUGCUCCACCCCUGGAGCCGGUGAGAAGGGGAAAACCCCCCAGCUCCGUCCUGCAGCCAUGGAAGGGGGUGUGCAGCUCCUCAACCGCGACGGGCACAGCAUCUCCCACAACUCCAAGCGCCACUAUCACGAUGCCUUCGUGUGCAUGAACCGCAUGAGGCAGCGGGGGCUGCUCUGCGACAUCGUGCUCCAUGUGGGCACCAAGGAGAUCAAGGCCCACAAGGUGGUGCUGGCGUCGUGCAGCCCGUACUUCCACGCCAUGUUCACAAAUGAGAUGAGUGAGAGCCGCCAGACCCACGUGACGCUGCAUGACAUCGACCCCCAGGCCCUGGAGCAGCUGGUGCAAUACGCCUACACCGCCGAGAUCGUGGUGGGAGAGGGGAACGUGCAGACACUUCUUCCUGCUGCCAGCCUGCUUCAGCUCAAUGGUGUGCGGGAUGCUUGCUGCAAGUUCCUGCUCAGCCAGCUCGACCCAUCCAACUGCCUGGGGAUCCGGGGCUUUGCUGACACCCACUCCUGCAGUGACCUCCUCAAGUCUGCUCACAAGUACGUCCUCCAACACUUCGUGGAGGUGUCCAAGACAGAGGAGUUCAUGCUGCUGCCUCUUAAACAGGUGCUGGACCUCAUUUCUAGUGACAGCCUCAAUGUGCCAUCGGAGGAGGAGGUGUACCGGGCUGUGCUCAGCUGGGUCAAACAUGAUGUGGACAGCAGGAGACAGCACGUCCCCAGGCUCAUGAAGUGCGUCCGACUGCCCCUGCUGAGCCGGGACUUCCUCAUGAGCAACGUGGACACGGAGCUGCUGGUGCGGCACCACUCGGAGUGCAAGGACCUGCUGAUCGAAGCCCUCAAGUACCACCUCAUGCCGGAGCAGAGGGGGGUCCUGAGCAACAGCCGGACGAGGCCGCGGCGCUGCGAGGGGGCCAGCACGGUGCUCUUCUCCGUGGGUGGAGGGAGCCUGUUUGCCAUCCACGGGGACUGUGAGGCCUACGACACGCGGACAGACCGGUGGCACAUGGUGGCCUCCAUGUCGACGCGCAGGGCCAGGGUGGGCGUCGCGGCCAUUGGGAACAAGCUCUACGCUGUGGGCGGCUACGAUGGGACCUCUGACUUGGCUACAGUGGAGUCCUAUGAUCCUGUCACCAAUUCCUGGCAACCUGAGGUGUCCAUGGGCACCAGGAGGAGCUGUCUGGGUGUAGCAGCACUUCAUGGGCUUCUCUAUGCUGCUGGGGGGUACGAUGGGGCCUCGUGCCUGAACAGCGCAGAGAGGUACGACCCUCUGACAGGCACCUGGACAUCCAUCGCUGCCAUGAGCACCAGGAGACGCUACGUCCGGGUGGCAACUCUAGAAGGCAACCUCUAUGCUGUUGGGGGAUACGACAGCUCAUCCCACUUAGCCACGGUAGAGAAAUAUGAGCCCCAGAUCAACACCUGGACACCCAUCGCCAACAUGCUGAGCCGCCGGAGCAGCGCGGGGGUGGCCGUGCUGGAGGGGAUGCUCUACGUGGCUGGGGGCAACGAUGGCACCAGCUGCCUUAACUCUGUGGAGCGCUACAACCCCAAAACCAACACGUGGGAGAGCGUGGCACCCAUGAACAUCCGCAGGAGCACCCACGACCUGGUGGCCAUGGAUGGGUGGCUGUACGCCGUGGGUGGCAACGACGGGAGCUCCAGCCUCAACUCCAUCGAGAAGUACAACCCCCGCACCAACAAGUGGGUGGCAGCGUCCUGCAUGUUCACCCGCCGGAGCAGCGUGGGGGUGGCCGUGCUGGAACUCCUCAACUUCCCUCCCCCCUCCUCACCCACCCUGUCGGUGUCUUCGACGAGCCUUUGA